Messenger RNA from Ectocarpus sp. CCAP 1310/34, 1729 nucleotides. The record is from the annotation of a GenBank genome assembly. NCBI's taxonomy places the organism in Eukaryota, Phaeophyceae, Ectocarpales, Ectocarpaceae.
AUGUGCAUGCACUCCACCAUCAGUGGCCCUCGAACAGAUGGACGAUGUAUUAUGCACGAAGAGGUGUCUUGUGCCUCUGAACACCUGGGGACGGCCCGAGAGGGAUGGGUUGUCAACGCGGCGGCGGCGGCGGCGGCGGCAGCGGCGGCGGCGGCAAGAGCGGGGCAAGAAGGCGGCGCACCCUCCGGGGUUGUUCCGUCGUCGUCGUCGUUGCCGUCGUCGCCAACCUCGGUGGUGGCUGUCAAGGUCGAGGAGCAGGGGUGUGUGCAAGUCCAAGUUCCCCUAGGGGGCGGGGUGGAGGACGGGGGGGUUGUCGAGGGGAGCAACGGAGAUGUUUCGGUCGACGCCGCUGUAGUCCCGGCAGACGACGAGUCGACUGCACGAGAGGGGGCAGGCGACUGGGAAUCGGGAAGCAGCGGGAAGAGAGAGCCAGGGAGGAAGCGACUCAAGGUUGAAGUUGCCCCAGAGGCCCCCAUGAUGAGCGAGUAGGUAGUUGGGUGGGGUGAGUGGGUGGGUACGGCACCUUCAUCACAUUUGCAUUGGGAUUUGAUUUGUUUUUCGCGUGCCGAUCUUGCUGGUCGCAACCCUGUUCGGCUGGACUACAACAGCGCUACGCCCGUUUUUAUGUUUCUUUCUGUUACUUGUUUUGUCAGUUGCGUGAGAGAUUUCUCGUCGCCGCGGGUGGGAAGAGCGGAACGGGAGGGAGGGCGGGGGGGGGGGCAUUUGUCAACGUUUUGUUUUGUGUUGUUCUGUGCUAGCCUCGAACUUUCGGCAAGAAAGUUGGCGAGAAUGGCAAGACCAGGAGUGUUUUUGCCGUUUUACAACGUCUGCAUGAAUUUCCGCUCCAGUCCAGCGGAGCUCCUUCCCCGUGUCGUACGCUGCGUUUAUCGCUUUGUCAUACAACCAUGCCCGAGAGCAGCAGCACAGCAGCAGCAUGGUGCAUGUUGCUACGGGGGUAUGCACGGCAAGCGACGCACUCGGUGGGGGGAAGCGUGCAGAGAAACUACAAACAACCAGAGAUCGUAACUGUACGUGAAGGGAGCCAAGUAGGAGAGGCGUGAGCAAUGUACGUGUGCGGCGCGAAGGCUGAUCGGUGUGCGCGCUCCUCUUGUUUAGUUGCCACGCUUCGCUUUGUAGUUAGCCCUUGUCCGGCCGGCUGCCGCCAGUAUGACAGUGUUUCGUACGGCGAGCUAGCCACCACUCCGAUGUAUUCCCUCCAACGCGGUUGUCGAGGGGAGUCGAUUUGCAAUCGCCUGCAGAUCAUGCAAGCAAUCGCCCAGGAUGACGUUCUUCCAACGGCCAACGGGGUGGCAGCACGUAAUAUUGAGGAAUAUGCCCCGAGAGAGUGGCGCAGGGGGGGGGGCAGCAAUGGACGGUACGGUCGAGACUUCCUUUGCACAGCAUGCUCGCCGUGCUUUUGUUGGGCGCGGUGCUUUCGCUAGAUUCAAAAUGUAGCAUACGAACGUGUGAAACUGUCUGUGUGAGAACUUGAGUUUAGUUUUCUUCUGCCAAGAGUUGGUCCCGCCCGAAGACGGCGGGACCAAGAGGCAUCCUAUUGUGCCCACGCUAUUGUAGUAGAAACGAAUCAGCAGUUACGUCCGUUGAGAGCGCCAUGUACAUUCUGAAGCUUUAGCCUCAGCUUCUCAGGCCAAUAUCCGUGGAAGUUUCACGCGACUCCCCCGCCCCUUGCCCGACCCGGCCCGAAAUGCUGAUCUCGAGCUACAUUGCA